CUUAUUCAUGUAGUAUAGAACACUGAAAUAGAAUGCCAACCUAAUACUCUCCAAUAGUGCCUAUAUAAUAGUGCCAUAUAAUGCCUAUGUAACAGUUCCGUACUAUAGCAUAAUACUCUGCAAUGACAAAGUUCCAAAGAUGCGUCUCGCCUUUAAAGCUGCCAACAAACUAUGAAUCAUCUUCAUGUAGUGAGACCAAUGGGGUUUUUUUUAGCAGGGGAUCCCCUUUUUGUGGCUAUUUGUUUUCAUUUAUUUUAUUUUUGACCUUUCCUAGUGAAAACCCCCCUUAGUCACGACUAGGUUUUCCCUAAUGAUGUUGUGUAGAGGGUCCGCCGCUGUGCUGGUUACUACAUGGACGAUCAGGACACUUGUUUUUACUUCCCCUGGUGUAAAGACAAGAGAACGGAGAACAGAUCUGGUCUACGAUUCUUGUAGGAUCCAAUGUGAGCAGAAUGUUAAACACAUCUGGAAACUUCACGACCUGCCAGCCUCAACACAUUGGCAUCAUCAUCCCAAUUUCCUUGGGCGUCAUCUACUCCAUUGGUUUUGUGUUAAAUUGUAUCAGUUUGUGGAUAUUCUGGUUUCGAGUAAAACAAUGGAACUCGACUGUGAUUCUCCAGUUCAACUUGGCCAUCUCCGAUGCCAUCAUCACCCCGGCUGCUCCUCUGAUCAUCAUCUACUCUUUGACCGACAACUGGACCUUCGGAACCUUCUUCUGCCAGUUUAAGGUCUUCCUCCUCAGCACCCACAUGUAUGGAAGUAUAUAUUUUCUUACGCUGAUCAGUGUUCACAGAUACUUUUCAGUUGCCCAAAAUGUUAAAAGGAAGGCCUUGACCACAAAGCCAUUUAUCACAAAACUUUGUAUCAUUGUCUGGUGUUGUCUCUUCGCACAAGGAAUUCCAUUUUUCUUUGUUCUAAAAACAUCUGAAAUUCACGGAGUCACGAAAUGUCUCAGUAUACAUCAAAACGAUCAAGCGGUUUUAUUCUUUGUUUGGAAUGGUGUCAUCCUCUUCUCAGGUCUCCUCAUUCCUUUCACCAUAACCUUGGUCUGCUACAGUCUCCUGAGUCGAUAUAUCCUCAACGUGAAUCCAAUGAACACUCUCACGAACGUCAUGGUCUCCAAAUCCGUGCAGAUGAUAUUUGUCUCCUUGAUAAUCUUCAUUAUCUGUUAUAUUCCAGUCCAUAUCACCAGAACCGUGGGGGUUACUAUCACCUUGUUCUUCCCAAACAUGUGUUCUUUUCUAGAAAAGGUUGAGGUGGCCUAUUACCUCACCUGGAUGUUAUCGGGAACAAAUUGCUGUUUGGAUCCUAUUAUAUAUUUUUUUGGUUCAGACAGAUUCAAUAGCACACUCACAGGACGGCAGAGCUUACGGCAAAGACAAGACGGUAAAGAUAAACCAGAUGGAAGCUUCAGAAGAUCAUCACCAUGGUCAUCCCUCGAGCAAGACAAAAACCGAUUGUCCUUUGCAUGAAAGAUUAUUAUUGCAAAUUAUUUUGAAUACACUAAAUCAUCACAAUGCAGAACUGACCAAAUCUUUUUUGUCUACAUAUUGUUAUAUUGUUUGAAGUCCUGUUCUUUUGGGAUGUUAUGCCUUUGAUGUGGCACAAUAAAGGACUUACCGAUAGCUGAAGCCAAUAUUUGGCUCUUACCAAAACCAAACAGCUUAUGCCAAAUUCCGAGGACUAUAAAAGUUCUUCAACUGUUCCUAACAUACUAAACACUAUAUAUAGUAGGUGUCCCUAUUUAUAGACCCUCACA
Hyla sarda is the source of this 1759-nucleotide messenger RNA. Its product is annotated as lysophosphatidic acid receptor 6-like. Gene Ontology annotation, cellular component: plasma membrane. The transcript has 2 exons. Lineage: Eukaryota; Metazoa; Chordata; Amphibia; Anura; Hylidae. Gene Ontology annotation, biological process: G protein-coupled receptor signaling pathway. Gene Ontology annotation, molecular function: G protein-coupled receptor activity. Bases 453 to 1472 code for a protein of 339 amino acids. The record is from RefSeq and is a predicted model, not a curated record.